This is a messenger RNA of Coccidioides posadasii C735 delta SOWgp, 1483 nucleotides long. The record is from RefSeq and is a predicted model, not a curated record. NCBI's taxonomy places the organism in Eukaryota, Fungi, Ascomycota, Eurotiomycetes, Onygenales, Onygenaceae.
CCUCGAUCUGCAACCCUGCAGGAUAGUUACUGUAUCAGUAGGUGGGAUCUGCUUUUCCAGCAACAUCGAUAUUACCGACUCACCUCAUAUUGACCACUAGAUUUCGACCACCUGAUUGUUAUUUUGCAUUAUUUCUACUUUGGUCUUAGCUAAAGCCACGAUGCUGUUGGUAAAAGGUCAUUUUCAAAAGCAGGUAGUGGCUCUAUUGGGGAGAGCCAUCAAGUAUCGCAGAUUCUCCUCCACUCCGCGGUUACGACAAAUCGAAGAUAUCAGCACUCUACCGGACCGCAUAUUCCCGCGCUAUCAAGAAUCCAAAGGAAGCGACCUCCUUGCACUGCAAUGGCCUGUGCCGCCACGAAAUAUUCUCCUGGUACGCAAGAAAGGGGCCCCGGCCGUGACUCAAUCUGUGAUUGAGUUUGCAAAUUAUAUCAAGUCCACUUAUCCCCCAGUUUCCAUCCUCUUAGAGCGAGACACUGCCAACGAAAUCCACGAUGCCUUGCCGUUCCCAGUGUAUGCCAACACAACAUCUACGGACAUUCUCCCCGAGAAGGUGGAUUUGAUGGUUACUCUGGGCGGUGAUGGCACAAUUUUGCGGGCUUCGUCCUUUUUCGCCACGUCCAAAACGGUUCCUCCGAUUCUGUCGUUUAGUAUGGGCACCUUGGGUUUCCUCGGGGAGUGGAAAUUUUCAGAAUAUAAAAGCGCCUUCCGAGAGGUGUACAUGUCGGGGUCUGGUUUGGGAGAGCGUGCAGCAGUGCUUGGGAGUCCAUCAAAGGACAACGACGAAAAGGCGACCGACAACAUGCCGCGAGAUUGGUCCACUCUUCGUGGCAUGUCUAUGGGAUUAAGCAGAAGCGCACGGAUCCUAGUGAGAAGUAGAAUAAGGGUUGGGCUAUUCACGCCAGAUGGAAAGCCGGUGUAUAACAACGGUGUGACUAUGUCAUCCCCCGCGGAUGAUGAUGCUGGGGUGUACGCGAUGAAUGAAGUAGUGAUUCAUCGUGGUAAGCAACCGCAUCUUGCGAUUGUUGAAGUUUAUGUUGGUGGUCGAUUCCUCACUGAAGCUGUUGCGGACGGAAUGAUCAUAUCUACUCCCACUGGGAGUACGGCUUACAGUCUUAGUUCAGGAGGCAGUAUCAUUCACCCUCUUGUGCCCUCCUUACUGCUGACUCCCAUCUGCCCGCGAAGCCUAAGUUUCCGGCCGUUGGUGAUUCCUUCUAGCACACCUGUAACUCUGCGCCUGAGCGAAAAGAAUCGCGGCGGUGAAGCGGAUGUUAGCAUCGACGGUGUUCUGGUAAAGCAAGGUCUUCGAAUUGGGAUGAAGAUCCGUGUGUGGGGCGAGGAUAUCAAAGUUGUCGACGGCGCCUGGCAUGGAGGUAUUCCAUGCGUGAUGCGCAAGACGAUAGGUGAUGGUGAUGCAUCUGACGGGUGGGUUGGGGGCUUAAACGGGCUUCUGAAGUUCAAUUAUCCAUUUGGCGCGGAGCCAUGA